AUGCAGGCCCAGCUCGACGCUCACUUUGGCCCCAUCGCGUCCGCCCAGCGCCGCCUCCACUCCCGUGAUUCCGAGCUGGCGGAGACCGCCGACUCCGCCAUCCUCGUCGCCGUCUCCCAGAAGGUCACCACCGUCACCAGCGCGCAGCUGGAGCUGUUCCCCUGGCUCGAGCCCCUCGGCUUCGAUCCCUCCGACUUCAAGAUUGAGCCGCGCUCGGUGGCCGAGGCCCUCUCCAAUAUCAAGUCCAACGGUGCGUGGAAGGAGUUCUGGGUUACGCCGCCUGGCUCCGAGCGCUGCCGCCUCCACCUCGGCCCCGACAAGAGCCCCAAGCAGAUCAAGCUCGAGGACAAUAUCAUGCAUGUGCAGGUCUUCCACGGCGACGAGCCCCCGAAGAUCUUCACGGGCAUCCCCCAGCUCAUCAAGAACGACAU
Prorocentrum cordatum is the source of this 431-nucleotide messenger RNA. The record is from the annotation of a GenBank genome assembly. NCBI's taxonomy places the organism in Eukaryota, Dinophyceae, Prorocentrales, Prorocentraceae.